GGAUCUGAACUGUCCCUGAAACCAGAGGAGCUUGUUCAUCCUGUCCACUCCCUUUCCCUCUCUCUCUCUCCCUCUCUCUCUCUUUCUCUCUCUUUGUAAAGGUCUCAGAGCUCACAUUAAUCUUGUUUGCAGCAGGAGGACAGUUUCCUGACAGAGACAACAUGGACCCCGACUCCAAACUGAACGGUGAGGGAAUAACUCUGAACAAGCUGGGAGACAUUGAGGUGAGUUACUCACAUACUUUUUUCUAUUGUUUUUCAUUCUUUUCAUUUCAAAAACAGAGAGACACAGACAGGCAACACUGUCAAGGUCUGUUUCUGUUCUCGUUUGUGUCCCUGAAAACUGGAAGCCCUGAGGUGGGAUUACUUCAGCGGUGAGCUGUUUGGACUGUAUUAUGUUCAGUUAUUGUUCUUCUAACCACUGAAAAACAACAGCAAAAGGUUUUCAUGAGACUAGAAGAGUAAAUUACAGCCAAACAUGAAUAAUACAGCCCACAGAUGUGAAGUACACCAAUGUCCUCUGCUUAAUAUUCUAAAAACUUUACUUUUCUGUAAAGAAUGACUUUUCACAAAUACUGUCUGUCAGAUAUACCCAGAGCAGCUUAAGUUCAGUUUAGAAGAUCAUCAGGUUUGAUGGGAUUUUUAUGUUUACCCAAUUUAGAAGAGUGUACAAGUCUGUGCAGAUACCCUCUCUUUUAAUGAACUGUAUUAAGUUGUGAUACUUAAAGUCUGUCACAGUAACUGUUAUGUCUGUGUUCUGGUACUACUUCGGGCUUCAUGUCCUUCCCAAAUCUUGGCAGGACUCUGAGGUCAGAGGAUUGGGUAUCAUGUAAACAAGCAGGUGCUGUGGGUUAUAUGUUGGUAUAAGACUGCUGUGGUUUUGUCUUCAUUAUCAAAUGAACUCCAAUGAUAUGUGAUGGGUGUAAAGUUGCUCAGUGCAAAUGGUGAAGCUGUCAUAUGUAGGUUUUUAAUAGCAUCAUCGUGUGCUUCAUAAUUAGCAGAAGUACUUCAUCAGUGAUUAAAUGUUGGAGAGGUUUUAAUUUACUCUGCAUAACAAAAACAAAGAUCUUUGUCAUUCUGAUCUUAAAAAUGAUUCAUCCUCCAAAUUUGCUGCAGAAGUUUGUCCCGACUCUUUAACAGCUCUGAGCUAUGUUGUACAAAUAAAUAAAUCUGAAUUCAAAAUGUUUGAUGUCAAUCCUAAACACAGGGAGAGUGUCUAACUGUGAAGUAAAGGUAAAUUAGAUUAUUCCCAGAAGGAAACUUCAGGCUGAUCUGAACAAUACCUUCCAAAAGUCACAGCAGAUCUGAGAGAGAUCCACUCAAACCAGGACAGUUUUGAUUGAUCAAUCUCUCUAAAACAAACAAACAAACAAACAGUGUCAUCCUGCUCUGCUUUCUAAGGGUCAGGUUGGAACACUGAGUUCUAAAGUGAGAGGUUCUAGAAUGCCCGGUUCUAAAAGCUUUGGUUCUGGGAUAUCAUCUUCUGAAGUGCUGGUUUUCAGGAUCUUGGGUUCCUUAAAUGCCUAGUUCUGGACUGAUGAAUUCUGGAAAGCUGUUUACUGGUGUGCUUUGGAGUGCUUUAAAGAGACAGUAGAUGUGAUGAGUUGAUGAUGAGUUUCAGACAGAGUAGAAACACACUUUUUAACUUUAUUAUUUUUACAUCUGGAGGCAUUUUUGAUCUGAGUUUGAAAUCUUUACUGAACUGUAGGAGAGAGAAAGUGUCUCUUAGGACAAAUUCUGUACAGAUGAGAACAUCAGGGACCUCUGGAAGCCAACAGAUGGAGAGAUUUACAUAAUAUAUUUUGGCCUGCAGUUGUUACCCUGAUGAGAUGUUUAACACAGAAUUUUUUUUUUAUCAACAUACUUAAGUAAAUAUACAGAGUAAACAAAGGAGGGUUUUUUCUUGUUCCACCUUGAGGUGCCACGCUAUUACCCCUCUAAAACAAAACACUUCCCGUCAGCAGGACCACUCAAAAUCAUUUCCAUGUGUCCUCAAGUUUCUUUUUUUUUCCAAGUUAAUGAAACUGAGUUUUUUCUUCUUGUUUUGUUUCAGUAACCCAAGACAAACACAAAACCUCUCUCAUAGUCUGGGAGUUAAAAGUAAAAAUCAAGGACCCCUCCUCAGGUCCUGCCUAGCUCAGGUUGGGAACCCCUGCUCUGAGUCUCUGACCUCAGCAGGGGGCAGUAACUGCUGUGACCUCUGUGUUUGCAGAGGACUGAAAGCUCUGUGACUCAGAGAGACCCUCGCUUAGGUGAGACAUGUGGUCUACCUGUGUUACAGGAUCAGACACAGAGUUGAGAAAAUCAACAGAGCUACAUUUUUCCUGUCAGAGCAGAGGAAGGAGGUUCCCUGCUCACCGCCACCUCACAUAGCUGCUUCUCUUUCUUGUCAUGUGAGAGAGGUGUGUGAGAGAGAACAGCCUGUGGCGAGUUCUGACAUGUUUCCUCUCUCCACUUCUCCUGGUUGAGUCAUCACCUGUUGCUUUGACUCUCACAGCCACACCUGUGAACAAAACACACAACACCUCAGUGUGUGGGUGUGUGUGUGAAGAGAAACGUGGUGGAGCACGCUCAGAGAACAAUCACAUCUUUUACAUAACACCAGAUCAUCAAGAGAACCACAGGUUAGAAAGUUCUAGUCUGGUCCUCAGACCUCAUCUGUCCUCUCCCCCCCCCACAGAACGUGAUCUCCUCUUCAGGUAAAAGGCUCAGACCCAUCAACAUAAACCACUACGCCACCAAGAAGAGUGCGGCUCAGAGUAUGCUGGAUGUGGCUCUGCUGAUGGCGAACUCGUCCCAGCUGAAGACGGUGCUGUACGUGGGGCCUAAUUAUCGCUUCUACAUCCCCCUGAUUGUCCUGCUGUCCUUGUCCAUCACCCUGCAGGUCAUAGUGGGGCUGCUGCUUGUCUUCAUUGGCAAGUGACUCAAAACAUAUUAUCACUCCUUCCUUUUCCCAUUUGCCUCCUAAAUGCAAAGCAGAGAGAAAUAAUCUGUUUUUAAAAACAUGUUAUCUGACCCUCCCUGUUCCCCAAGCUUUACAGAAUUCCUUUCUAAGAGCUCUGUGGGACUUUCUAUUGUUGCUCAUAAGUCACAAAAAACUCCACUGAUAUAAAAAAUGUCUGCAUUAAUCCUGAGCCUGAUAUAAGACAACCUCCUUUCAAGACACAUUUCUACAAAAAUAAAGCCAAUUGGAUUAAAAAUAACAAUCAAACAAACUCGAUAAAUAGAAAUUGAUAUUAUUAUAUUGUAUUUAUUUUUUUCAAAUUGCCAGUUAAAUGAAAUAAACAGUGAUCAGUGAUAAAUGAAGCACCAAAGAUUUGAAAGCACAAAGAGCACAGAUCUACUGAAGCUAGAAUAAGCUGAAUAAGUUGAAUUCAGUCAAAGGAUCAUUGCUAUUUCUGUACUAUGAGCAGAUCACUCUGUCCCUUUCAGGCGCUCAGCUUCUAACUGGACCUUAACGGCUCAAAAAGGUCACAGAUACAGCCUCUGAUUGGUCAAUAGACCAAAACAAAGAUGGCAGCCUCCAUCGAGCAAAGCCAGCUAAUAAACAAAGUGACUCAGUUUUACAGGAAGUAAUGAAUUCUUUUGAUGGGAUUGGAUCUGUUUAGUCUCUGAAAUACUUUGAUCUUCUCUGUGGGACAGAAAAGUUCCUGAUGUCACAAAAACACUCUGAGUUUAUCACCGAAAAACUGUUCCAGAUGUUGUCCCUAAACCCAUUAUCCUAAUGUUCAGGUGUAUUUCGAGGGAAAUAAUCUGUCAAGAAAUGGUUACAUUUGGGUCAAUAGUGUUUUUAACAACUGUUUUGGCAGAAUAUUUGCAUCUGCACUCCUGAUUCGACAAUUAGUUUUUCAACAGCUGGUUCUGAUUAUUAGCAGGGCAGCUGAUGGCUGAUUGAUAACACAGUUAACAUAUUAUUAUCUUUUUAUGCAAAAUAAAAAAAAUGAUAACACUAAAAUUAUGAGAGAAAAAAAAUGAUGUGAUCAUUUGAUGGAAUGCUGAUUAGUUUUAAUGCCUUAAAUUGUCUAAUCGAUGUAUCUCUAAUCUGCAGUACUUUGGACAUUGAACACUAGACUGAUCCUUUUCAUCCUUUUAAACUCUCUUUUGAUGAUGUAAUUAGCUUCAAAUAAUAAAUGAUUAUUUAUAUUAGUUUAAUAUCAGUUUGUCUGUAAAAACAGGUUCCUGUUUCUUUAAAAAAGCCCCAUGAUUCUAAUUUGUCACCACUUUUUCUCUCUAUCAUGCUCAUCAGUUUCUCUUUGUUGCUGUUUGUUUUGUUUUGUGUGUGUGUGUGUCAGCAGUGAAGUACGAUCUGAAUGAUGUGAGGAAACACGCAAAGCUGAACACGAUGAACAACGUUGCCACGGUCUUUGUCUUCUUCACCGUCCUCAUCAACAUCUUCAUCACUGCACUUGGAUUUGAGGGACACGCUGUCAGGUAAGACCACACACACACACACACACACACACACACACACACACACACACACACACACACACACACACACACACACACACACACACACACACACAGACUCAUGCCUAAUGUUGUUUGUCAGCAGGUCUAUGUCUAUGGGAACACCUGCCAUGUCGAUACAGGACCCUCUUAUUCCUCCUGAGGUGCCCCUUGGCCUGAACAUGACUGGACAGCAGUAGACCUGGACCUGGACCUGGACCUGGACCAGACGAGUACUGGUUUACCUGAAACCUCCAAGACUCCAAAUCUAAAGCUGUGCGUCAGGAACUUUCUUAUUAAACUCCAUGUUUAAAUUUUCAUCACAGCUGGGACAAACUUUCAGCUCCUGAAUGAACAGAAUGACCACAUCAGUGAUGGGGGACUUUUAUGGAUCCAAACAGAGACCUCAACAAUCUCAGGGCUGAGUUAAUCAGUCCUCAGGAUCACAUCUGUGUCUUCAGCUUGACCAAAGAUUUAAACCAACAACCUCAGUCUGAAACAACACCACUCGCUGACCUGUGAGUGAGCUGACCCUUGACCUUUGCUGACAGAUACACACGUCUACUGUGUAACUACCUGCAGCAUGUAAAUAUAACUGCUUUAUAACACUCCUGUUCAUAUCAUUGAUGGAUGGUUUUAAGCAUCUUUUUUACAGUUUUUGUAAAUAAAUAAACUGAAUUACUGCUGAAGAGAAUCAAACACUUUCAGUCUCUUUGUAUUUCACCUUGACCUCAGAUUGAAGGGGCAUUCCUCUAAUUUUUAACCUCCUAGUUUUCCAUCCAAGUUAGCCACAUUGAGUGACAAAUCUUUGCAGUUUUCUCAGUUGUUGUCUCACUUAAAAUCUGUUCUUUCUUCAGCGCCAUCCUGUGACACAACAUGAUUACUGUCCCAGAAAAAAAAUAAAGACUAUUUUGGAUUAUUUCUGGUCCCCACCUUUGCUUGUGCACAUUUAAGACCCUUUAAAGGCCCAAACAGUGAAAAACUGAUCUUGUUUUGGCACAGCAGAACAAACAGCCAGCAAAACAGGGGUCGUUUAAUUGAUAACAGAUGAAUUUCAAGGUUUUUUU
Xyrichtys novacula (pearly razorfish) is the source of this 5515-nucleotide messenger RNA. The record is from the annotation of a GenBank genome assembly. NCBI's taxonomy places the organism in Eukaryota, Metazoa, Chordata, Actinopteri, Labriformes, Labridae.